Messenger RNA from Fonsecaea multimorphosa CBS 102226, 333 nucleotides. RefSeq lists its product as uncharacterized. Gene Ontology annotation, cellular component: ubiquitin ligase complex. The record is from RefSeq and is a predicted model, not a curated record. The coding region runs from base 1 to 333 and encodes 110 amino acids. The transcript has 2 exons. Lineage: Eukaryota; Fungi; Ascomycota; Eurotiomycetes; Chaetothyriales; Herpotrichiellaceae.
AUGGGUCUUGCGUACAACGUCUACCUCAAUUCUGCUAAAAUAUUUGGCUGCAAGAACUGCAAAACGCACCUCGCCGACUUCGACGACAUCAUUUCGCGAAAUUUCCGAGGCCAACAUGGAAAAGCCUUCCUGUUCUCCACCGUUGUCAAUAUCAAGCAGGCCGAAGCCAUGGAACGCAACAUGACCACUGGUAGACACAUUGUGAGGGAUAUCAAGUGCAAGCAGUGCGAUGAGACGGUGGGUUGGAAAUAUGACAAGGCAUACGAGGCUGCCGAAAAGUACAAGGAGGGAAAAUUCAUACUGGAAAGCGAGUUGCUCUGCACGGUGACUUGA